GCCCGAUGACUUCGGGUGUGACGUAGUCGGUCUGGUGCAGCAGGAGAGUGAGCGCUCGGCGGCAGUAACAGUCUUGUAGGAAGGGAAAAUAAGGACGGCUGUACUUCGGAUCUCUGUCCAACUCAUUCUCUGCUCCGAAUUCACCGAGAACAUCUAGACAUGUCAGAGGAAAACGAAGAGACGCAGGCGGGAGAGGAGACUUCAGUGGAGGAUAAGGAGUUGCAGGACAAGGUGAUCAGUCCAGAGAAGGCUGAGGAGGCUAAGCUAAAGGCCAGGUAUCCAAACCUGGGAAAUAAACCUGGAGGCUCUGACCUGCUCCGCAAACGCCUACAGAAGGGGCAAAAGUACUUUGACUCAGGGGACUACAACAUGGCUAAGGCUAAAAUAAAGAACAAACAACUUCCAACUGCUGCACCGGAAAAGACAGAGAUCACAGGAGACCACAUCCCCACCCCCCAGGACCUGCCCCAAAGGAAACCCUCCCUCGUGGCCAGUAAACUGGCAGGCUGAUGUACUCACAGCCUUGACAUCUCCUGCUGCACCUCCCAACCCUCACCCUCUCCUCAAGUCUCAAGAGUUGCAACACUAACUCUCCCAUCCUUCUUAUGGUUCCGUCCGUUCCCAGCCUCCACUUUGUUCUCAGCGGCCUUAACUCUAAUCAUCAAGAUCUGGUGUUCUUCACUGAAUGACCUGGCUAGCUGAUUUAAAUUGAAUAUUUUCACUCCCCGGCUCCCUCUCUUUAAAUUUGUCCCUCAGCCCCACCCAC
Messenger RNA from Cynoglossus semilaevis (tongue sole), 766 nucleotides. RefSeq names its product cAMP-regulated phosphoprotein 19a (gene arpp19a). The coding region runs from base 160 to 510 and encodes 116 amino acids. The record is from RefSeq and is a predicted model, not a curated record. Gene Ontology annotation, molecular function: protein phosphatase inhibitor activity. Gene Ontology annotation, cellular component: cytoplasm. Lineage: Eukaryota; Metazoa; Chordata; Actinopteri; Pleuronectiformes; Cynoglossidae. The transcript has 3 exons.